CACAUCUUCAGGACUCUUCAGCGUAGUCACAACCUCAUCUAUAACAUUCAAAAUGGUUGCGAAGUGCGUCAUUCUUUUCGCCCUCUUGGCUGCUGUAAGCGCUGACUUCUCCAGUUUCUCAUAUGGAGUAGCAGACCCCUACACCGGUGACUUCAAGCACCAAUUCGAGACUCGCAACGGUGAGAGAGUUCAGGGCCAAUACGCCCUCUUGGACUCAGAUGGAACACAGAGGACCGUCGACUACGCUGCUGGUGCUGAAGGAUUCAACGCUCUUGUGAGGAAGGACCCCGCUGUUGUUGCACCAAUUGCCCGCGUAGCCUCCAUUGCCCCUAUUGCUCCCCUUGGUCUCCGCUCUUACGCUCCCUACGCUCCAUACGCCUACGCUCGGUACGGAGCUUACGGCUACCCUUCACCUUACUACUACUGAUUCAACGAAAGCUUUUCACGACGGAACACAAAUCUUAAAAAUUUGUAAAUAAUGUAAAUAAAUUAAAUCCAACAUCAGAA
Pieris brassicae (large cabbage white) is the source of this 507-nucleotide messenger RNA. It is a transcript of the gene CPR64, whose product is annotated as larval/pupal rigid cuticle protein 66-like. Bases 53 to 427 code for a protein of 124 amino acids. The record is from RefSeq and is a predicted model, not a curated record. Gene Ontology annotation, cellular component: extracellular matrix. The transcript has 2 exons. Lineage: Eukaryota; Metazoa; Arthropoda; Insecta; Lepidoptera; Pieridae.